AUGGCCGCUAACACCCCAAAUGUCAAUACAAAUCCACCACCAGGCUUAAUUCAAGAUGAAGAACACUUGACAGCAAUCCAGGCGGGUAUCAGGCAGCAAAGGGAGUUUUUCACUUCCUUCCAAGCUCAUCAACAGAUUCAAAGUAUUGAAGGAGAUUCUGACGAUAAUAACGAGGAAACUCGUUCUAUUCAAACGGAGUUUUCAACAACAUCCAGCUUUCAGUACCUUUCACGAAAUUCAUCGCGAGACGAAGAUGGUCGGACAUCAACAAUUCAUGAUGGAAUUCAAGAAAUAAGCCAAAAUAUUCUAGCUGCUAAUCUCAGUAACGAGGAGGAUCCCUUGCUGACAGAAGAGGAGUCGAUAGCUGAUUCAGAUUCACUGAACUUAUCGCAAUGGCUUGGAAACGUUUGGAAAUCCACAUCCGGCCCUAGAUUCAGCUUUCAAGGUGAAAGAUUACCUCAUCAAUACCAGAGCUUUCAUCACGUAGUGGAGACAUUUAUUGAAGUUUCUUCGACUAUGGAUAGCGAAUCCACCGCCUGUUCCCCAACUCAGUCCGAGCCCUUCGUUCCAGGCAGUGUUGAGAUUGAAAAUAACACUGUUGCUCACUUCAAUUACACACAUAGAAAGUACUUCAAGAAUAAAAAGGACAAUAAACUUCGCUUGAAGUGGAGAUCAACUUGGGUGCAAAAAAUGAAGCAUUUCUUCGGGCUUCAGUGA
Messenger RNA from Sungouiella intermedia, 717 nucleotides. Lineage: Eukaryota; Fungi; Ascomycota; Pichiomycetes; Serinales; Metschnikowiaceae. The record is from the annotation of a GenBank genome assembly.